Molecule: messenger RNA, 1564 nt
Organism: Astyanax mexicanus (Mexican tetra)
Lineage: Eukaryota; Metazoa; Chordata; Actinopteri; Characiformes; Acestrorhamphidae
Product: class I histocompatibility antigen, F10 alpha chain-like
Exons: 6
Coding region: 486-1475 (329 amino acids)
Biological process (GO): immune response
Cellular component (GO): external side of plasma membrane
Source: RefSeq, a predicted model, not a curated record
CAGCUAAAGAAAGUAAACAACAGACCUUAAAACAAGAUACACCAGCAACUUUAACACGGUUUCCUUUACAAAAUUAAACAUAUUAAUUAAUAAGUUAAGCCAGUAGAACCAUUACAGUUUUAAAAUCAGCCACAAUUCCCUACUUUCACCCAGCUGGGAACAGCAAGUUAGAGUGACAGUGUUUGAACACCCAGCAUGUUUCUAUGGUUCAAAAUUGCACAAAGGUAUACCAUCCAGCACUACACUAAACUUCUUAUAUUUAAUAUGUUGAUGGUACAUUAUGCCUCUAUGUAACCCCACAUACAUGAAUUGCAAGCCUGUUGUGCACCGCUAAUUAUGAGGGGCCGGUCUAAACCAAAAAUGCCAGGGCCGAUUUUUUGUCCCAGUCCAGCCCUGGCUUUAGGGUGUGACGCACCAAUAAAACAGUUUUUACUUUCUCUUUACUCAGAGCACGGACCAUUUCAUUUCACAAGUCCUCCUGCAACAUGAAGUAUCCUUGCAUCUUACUUCUCCUUUUACAGCAAGUGAAGGCUGAUGAUCUUCGGUAUGACAGCUGUGUUUACUGGAUGGUCUCUGAAGGAUUCGGACUGCCUCAAUUUUCAGAAAGGAGAGUAAUGAAUGAUGUCACUCUCUACCAUCAUGACAGCAGUUUAGACUCCAAAAUGCCCUGUCCUGAUUGGCUCAACACCACUGCAGGGAAAGAGUACUGGAAAAUCUUUUAUCACUGGACAGAAUACAACAGAGAUGUUUCUACCCUCGGUUUACAGUUGGCUACUGAACAGUUCAACCAGACAGGUUCAUUGACUGAUCGUAACAUAUAUCAGGGAUUUGGAUGCUGCUCUCUGUAUCCGAAUGGGACGUACAGGACGUUGCUGGCCCACGCAUUCAACGGCAAAGACUUCAUAAGUUUCGACUUUCAUACUAAGACAUUUGUAGCUGCAGUUCCUCAGGCUGUCCUGUACAAGAGUCUGAGGGAUAAAGAUUUAGCCAAUAUAGAAGACAUAGUAGCACUCUACAAAACACCAUGUUUGGAACGACUGAAGAUAUUAAAGGAUGCUCCAAGAGUCAAAACCAGAAAAGCUCCAGAAGUUCGGAUCAUUGAGAAGAAGAACACCGGUUCUGUUACAGUCACGUGUCAUGUGACGGGGUUUUACCCCCGGGAGGUUCAGGUGUUCUGGCUCGGUUCAGAUCUUCAGCCUGUGGAUGAAGGAGUCACUGAGAUCUUACCCAAUGGUGAUGGAACCUACCAGACCAGAAAGAGUGUGAUAGUUCCAGAGGAGGAUGUAGGAAAACAGAACUACAGCUGUGUAGUUCUUCACAUCAGCAUACCCAACAACAUCACCACAGUCUGGGCGGGAGAGAAAGCCGGUGGUGUUGCUGUCUGGGGUUCUGUUUGCGUAUGUAUUCUAUUGGCUGCUGCAGUUGGAUUUGGAGUAUGGUGGUGCCGCCGCAAAACUCGGGAUGCUGUCAUCUGAGCCUGCUGUCUGAACACUGGGAUAAAGAACAGUAAAGUUUAUGUAUAUAAAUGUAAUCAUGUAUAUCAAAAAUUAAUUUUUGCCUCAUA